GACCAAACAGCUCAACUAGCUGAGACCGCGGAACUUCAAUCCUCCGUAGAACGCCUACGCGAAGAGAAUGCUUCGCUGAAGCAGAAAGUGGGCGAGAUGAGUGGGCUGGAGGCGCGGGCGAAGAAGGCGGAGAGCAAGGUCGAGACACUGGAGGCUAAGAUGGAGGACAUGAUACAGGAGAAAGUCGCCCAGAAGGAGAAUGAGCUCAACGCCACGUACGACGAGAAGAUGAGGAAUUACGAGGAGCGCGAACAAGACCUCCAACGCCAACUCUCCGUCUCCCGCACCCAACUGCGCGAACUGCGCAGUUCAGUCGAGACUAGCCAGGCCAAACUGCUCGACCAGUCGCAGAGACAAGGUACGUACUCUCAGGGGAGCCAUACUGCGAACCGCCGCAAGGCUAAUGAUGAUGAUAAAUAG
Molecule: messenger RNA, 420 nt
Organism: Gloeophyllum trabeum ATCC 11539
Lineage: Eukaryota; Fungi; Basidiomycota; Agaricomycetes; Gloeophyllales; Gloeophyllaceae
Exons: 3
Source: RefSeq, a predicted model, not a curated record